CGUCAGUCGGUAAGCAGAAACCGUCUCGACCAUACGACUAUGGCAUCACGGAGCCAAUGUCGUCUUCGCGUUAUCCUUUGUAGUGAUCGCACAGUUAGCCCGUCUAAAUGGCACGCGGUUGUAUGUGAUUAAUGUUACAGAGCCACACGUAUAAAAAUAAAUGUUAGAUGAACGCGCUGACUUUUAGAAAAAGUUUCCGAUUUCCGGCACCGGAACACUCGCUAAGUGUGCAAAUAAAAUGAAUUAACAAAUGAAGUGAACAAAGGAGGGAUUGUAAAGCUGGAAGGGAGGCGUUGAAACCCCGAUGUAGUCGAGGCCGGCACAAUGGAUCACUGGGUGACGGCGGCGAGCUCCCUGUUGGCGGUCCUGCUGUACUACAACACGCUGGAUGCCGGUUUUGUUUAUGAUGACAGGCGGGCGAUCCUUUCCAACCCAGAUGUCAUCGGGCACACUCCAAUAAAAGCUUUAUUUGAAAAUGAUUUUUGGGGAACGCCGCUCACCGACCCUGGAUCGCAUGGCUCGUAUCGACCUUUGUGCGUCGCCACAUAUCGCCUAAACUACGUAUUUAGUGGGUUCAAGCCGUGGAGUUAUCAUUUUCUCAAUAUCCUGUUCCAUUCAAUAGCGACGGCGCUCGUAGUAACGACCGCGCGCCGGUUAUUGCCACCUCACUGUAUAAAAGUCGGGACGGCGGUCGCCGGCUUGAGUUUCGCAGCUCACCCUAUACACACUGAAGCCGUCGCGGGCGUGGUCGGAAGAGCUGAUUUGGCCGCUUGCAACUUUUUCCUUCUCAGUUUUUUGCUCUACAGCGAACAUGUUCGACUACGGAUUAGGAGUCAGAAAAAACAAUGUCGACAUUUCAUUAAAAACGCAAUUCGUCACAGAUUGACAGUCAGCGACCAAAACUUUAGACUGAGCUGCCAUGGGCUAAUGCAACAGAUACUGAUGAACGUGCGAAGACUUCUAAAAGCGAGUGAAGCGGGACCUUUGAAAAUGUUGAACGCUUGUGAGGUGGGGACUGGAGAAGUGAAACUUAAUAAGUGUCAGUGCACCGGUAGUGUAAGUGAAGAUUCGGGUGAACUUUUGCAAUGGUGUACAUUAGCAGGGACACUAUUAUUUGCUACCGCGGCCACUCUUUGCAAAGAGCCGGCGAUAAUGGUAGUGCCGCUCUGCAUAUUUUACGAUUUCCUAAAAGACACCCGAGAAGAGGAAUCCUAUUCGAAGUAUCGAUGGCGAAGCAUCUGCGCGCUAAGCUCAGGAGGCUUCGUACUUCUGUACUGGAGGCUGAGACUAGCCGGAGCACCCGCCACCUUUGCCUCAGCAGAUAAUCCCGCUUCUCGGGAUCCAUCCUUACUUACGAGAUUUUAUACCUUUACCUACCUCCCAGUUUUUAAUUUUUUUCUCCUAGUAUACCCUUUUCAAUUAAGUUUCGACUGGUCUAUGGAUUCCAUACCACGAAUUACGACAAUAUUCGACCUUAGAAAUAUUUACUCACUAGUUUUCUACGCUGUAAUAUCAAAAGUAACGUGGAAAGCCUUAUCCCACGAAUUGAGGAUACAGCAAGAGAGAAAAGAAAAGUAUUAUAAGAAACAAAACAAUAAAAUUAAACAGAAAUGGAACUAUAAUUGUAAACACUAUAACAGGAGACAGGAUUGCAGCGAAAGAAAAAGUAUUAUACCUCAUAAGGAAAACGCGUCGUCCAAGAGAACGAUGUGUCCGUGCAACGGCUGUAAACACACGCUCACAGAAGAGCACACAAACUUGUGUCGAGCUAUGAACAAUAAUAAUACAAUGAUGCAUCAUUCCAAUUGCGUUUGUCCUGUAGUGCAUGGGAAAUCCAAAAUCCAAAAUACGCCAAAGUUCGUGAACCGAAGCCCUCAAGUUGCGAUGUUAUUAUUCACGGCGUUUAUGGUGCUGCCUUUCGUGCCAGCUAGUAAUUUUCUCUUUUACGUGGGCUUCGUGGUGGCGGAGCGUGUUCUGUAUAUACCUAGUGUUGGAUUUUGCUUCUUACUCGGCUUGGGUGCGGGUACUUUCACGAGGAACUGGAAGCGCUGUGAAACCCGCAGUCGUAUAUUCAUGCUGGCUCUAUUGACGACGCUGCUCGUCAUGAGCUGUGCGACUUUACGACGGAAUCUAGACUGGCAUGAUGAAGAAAGUCUCUUCAGAAGUGCUCUACACAUCAAUCCACCUAAAGCGUACGGGAAUCUAGGAAGUGUGCUGACAACGCAAGGAAGAUUGCCCGAAGCGGAAAUAGCGUUCGAGAGAGCGCUCAAAUAUCGACCAAACAUGGCCGAUGUCCACUAUAAUCUGGGAAUCCUACAUCAAAACCAAAGACGAUACGGGGAAGCUAUCAAAAGUUUCGAGAGGGCAAUCUACUUUCGACCUUCUAUGGCAUUGGCAUAUGUAAAUCUGGGAACUUCGCUAAUGGCCGACGGUCGCUUGGCGGAAGCAGCGAGCGCGCUGCGAGCCGGCGCACGCGCAGACGGCGUCCGCAUCAGAGACAGACGCGAGCACGACGCAGCCCGGGUGUCCGCACUAGUGCAGCUAGCCUCCCUCCAUUCACAAAGGGGACACUGGCACAAGGCUCUCUCGGCUUACAAGGACGCACUGCAAAUAUUGCCCGACACGAAUGCGCCAAUUGUCGGCUGGACGCGACACAAUGUGUUAUCAAUGGCAAGUGAAAUACACAUGCAGCUGCAUCAGUGGCCGCAGGCGGAGCACAACAUCCUGUCUGCACUGGCGCUCGCCCCGAAACACGCAGCCACGCACGUGACGCUCGCACAGAUUUUAGCUAGAAAUGUAAGCAUUGCAAGUAGAAGUAUGGAGGCGGAGCUAUGGUUUAAAAAAGCAGUUACUUUAGCCCCCGAUGACCCAUCGGUUCGAGAUCAGUUUGGUAUGUUCCUGAGGUCACAGCGGCGACUACGGGAGUCUGCAGAGCAGCUUGUUCAAGCCGCGCGUCUGUCACCUACUGACAGCGUUCGUGCCGCGUCAGCAGCACGGGCCCUUAGAGACGCCCGACGUUGCCGUGCCGCAGAGCGUUGGUACGCCAGAGCAGUAGAAUUAAAUCCUGAUGACGCUGAAUACCACUCAAACCUAGGCGCAAUUUUGCAUCUAAACGGAAAAUAUACAGCAGCAGCAACGUCAUACCGCCGCGCCUUGCAGUUGAAGCCCAACGAUGAGAUAACUAUCACGAACCUGAAGAGGGUGAGAGCUCUGAUGAGCAACCAACGUAAAAAGUAAACACAUUUUGUGGAAAAUAGGAUGUCAAUUGCCAAAGUGUAGAUUUAAAGCUGAUUUAUGAAGUACCUUUUGUUUUAUUUAUGCUUUAAUCAAACGCAGUCAAACAUUAUUUGCGACAAUGGGUCAGUAUUGAUAUUAUAUCUAUCUAAUUUCUAUGUACCUACACUAUUGUAAUUAGGUAAUAUUUCGAUACCUCCCACGUAAGUUGUGGUAUGUUAGUGUCUAAUGUUUUUAACUUAAAACCGUCUAUUUAUUAUAUGUUGUACGCGUUCAAAAUGAAAAAAAGGCUUAAAAUACAAUUUCUAAGUUCUUAUGAAACGUAUAAUGUCAAGUUAGUCCACUUCCAUCUAAGACUGUAAGACUUACAACCAGAUGAGAUCGUAGUCGUAGCUAACUUGUAAUGGAAUAAAAAAAAAACAUACCUAUCAUAAGACGCCGCGGCGUAAAACAUCGUUUGGAGGUUUUACAACUAUUGAAAAAUUGCACUUUUGGAAAUACAACAACUUACCUGGGAGGUAUUGAAACAUUCUCCAGAAGACAACUGUCCUUUGACAAACUUACAAAUCGCUUCCCACAGAAAUCCGUAAGUGACGCACUGUGCACGAAGUUUUUGAUUUUUCAUUUGUAUGACGAUUUCAUUUUACGCAGUAAAACACAAAGUUUACAGGUUUCUUCGCUAUAUUUUUUUUUAUAACUUAGUUACGGAAAAGUUGACUAGGUUUAGAGAUUGCAUUAAGUUACGAAGCUAUCUCUGGAUCUUGUCGAAUAAGCAGUCUCUGUGCAGGUUUAAUUAAAGUUAUUUACAGAUAAAAGCUAAAAGGGGAAUAGGAACUCCGUCUGUAGUUUGUAUCUAUUUUAAUAGUGUAUAUCUCGCCUCUAACCUCCCUAGGGCUUAUAUUAAGCCCACGCGAUAUCCAACCCCUAAUAGAAAAACGACCAAAGAACCUGAAUUCCAGUAUAUUCAGUAUUAAAAUUGAAACUACACGCGAUAGGCACAGUUUUAUUUGCACGGCUUACCACAACGAUGACGUCAACUGUAUUUUAAAAUGUGUUUUUUUUGUUAUGUACUUUAUUUUUUGAUAUACCUACUUAAAAUAUUCAAUUUCAUAAAGCUACUUCUUUAACAUGUACCUUUUAGACCAAGGGAAAAUUGUAAUAACGUAUAGCCAUAUCGUGAUUAGUUAGUUCUUGACGAAAACAUUAUUUAUUGAUCGUGGAAUUCAUGUAUAAGUAGGUAGGUAGAGGAGCCUUAAUACUAAUUUUAUUAUACGAAAAAGAGACACAUUAGUGUUCAUUAUACCCACAAUGUUUAUAGAUUAUUGUUUAGCAACAGAUCCUAAGGUCAAAUCAUUUUUAUUUUCAACACAUUUGUUGGAUUACGAAAACAAUAGAACAGCACCUUCUGAACGUAAUGCUAAAAAUAUUAUAAAUGUAAUAUUAGUUAUACUUACCUACUUCUACCGCGGGCAUCCGUUAGUGAAGAACCAAUUGCCAAAUAAAGGUACCUUUCAGUAUAUUAUUUACCGUACAUAAAAUAGCUUUUGUAAAAUAAAAGUCAGGUCCUUAAGUAAAAUAUUGUAUUAAGAACCUAUAAAUAUAGUGUGUAAGUGUUAAGAAACUGUAUAUCAAAGAAGGAAUAAUUAGUUAUAACAUUAAAUAAUCUCCGUAAUUAAAUUAUUGAUGCACAAAGGGACUUUUUAAUUGUAUGCAUACUUUUGUCUUUAAUUGUAUUUGUAUAACUCGUGGUACUAAUUCUGAAUUUCAGCAAGGGUCUAUGAACAACGCUAUAGAAAGUAGUUAGAUUUGUAAAUAGAUAAUAUUAUAUUACGAAGUGACAUUUUAUACGCGUGCAAAUAAUGUAUUAUGGGGCAUAAUGAUCUUCCCUUUGUUUCAGAAACAGCGGGAACUUUUACUUGUUAUUAAUUUUUUUGUCUUCCAAUAUCGUUUCCUUGUCUAUAUUCAAAGGUUUAAUAAUAUUUAUGUAAAAGGCUAGUGUACAUUAUUUAUUGAAACUACGUGUGUUGCGCAAGUUGUAAAUAUAAAUUUACUUAAAUGAAAGUUUCCUGUUUACCUAUUAAUAGUAAAAUAGGAGUAAGAGUGACUAAAAUAAAAUCCAAAAAACGGCAAUAUUUUCAAUGGAUUUAUUACUUUUAGUCAUUACCUACUGUGAAACUGAUAUAAACAGUAUAUUUAUUGCAAUUUUUAGUUAAAUCAAGUCACAAGGAAUGGAUUUUAAUGCAACUUGCGCAAUUUUAAUACCUGCUAAUUGUCUUGUAUGUGUAUAAAAUAUUUAGAUGUAUAUUUUCUGCUGUCUUUAAACUGCUAUACAUUAUUAUAUUUUAUUAAUAUAAAUAUUAAAAUAUCAAUACUUUAAACAGUCGUAUAUUUAAGCUUUGAAAUCUGCAAUGCUCAGAUUUUAUUUUUCUUAUUCCUUUUUCUCAUUUAAAUAAAGUCGGAAACAUAUCUAUUUCAAGUAUUAGGUGAUGAACAGAAUGAUUGUUAAUUCGUGUUAAAAUUGUAAUAUAUAAAAUUGUUGUAAAUAAAUAUGACAUAAAAGUUAUUGUCAUACAUAGCUGGUAACUUAAAAUAACUGAGUCUUUAAUAAUUCUAUUUUGUCUCUUUCUUCUCACACCUGUGACAAUAAUUAUAAAUUACGCUUGUAGUAAUUAAAGAAUGCCAAAUAAAUUCAUUUUUUUCAGUUAGUUUGCUAUUCAGUUAUAUUGUGUUACUAUUUUUUUUACGUUACUGCGAGAGAAAAGUUUAUUUUUAUGAUUUUAUUUUAAAGUUAGGUACAUACGAAAAUAAUAAUACUGAACAUGAAUAAAAAAUAAUUUAUUACUAUGAUAUAAUUGAUUUAGAAUUAUGGGGUUUCUUUUAAUUUCAAACCUGCAUAAUAUAAUAUUAUGGUCAAUCACACCAUCAAAGUAAUAAACGACACUCACUGAAUUUGAAAGCUUAAGCUUUAAAAUGUUCAAAUUAUAGAGUAUUUCAAAAAAAUAGAACUUUCUCGACAUUAAUAUAAAGCAUAUUAGAUAACUUAUAGUUUAGAUAUUUUCCAAGACUAUUUAGUUUCUAUUGAACAACACAAGUUCAUUUGAAUUUUUUGAUAGGUAUAGUAAGUUUCGAGGGAUCGCUUGUUAGAUUAGUUCAUUGAUUCGCUAACGUUUCAAGCUUUUACUGUACCCUUAGCAUGACCGAGUCCCGUUCGCUGUUCUAAUCUGAGAGGGCGAUAUUACUCGUAUCUCCACAUUCAAGUUGUGAAGUAGAACAUACAGACACUUCCAAAUACAAGACAUGAGAGUUUCACUUUUACCUAUUGUAAAAUAUAAAUAUGUACAUUAUUAUGACCUGAGGUGGGACCGGGACUUGAAAUCACCUUGAAACACUGUCGUACGUUAAAUGACAAACUGAUAAGUGAGUUCAAGAUUGGCGGCUUAAGUACCACGAAAAAUUUUAUUGUCUCGGCGGCGUCAUGCUAAGGCUACAGACAAAUGUUUUAUUCUGACAAAGUUAGCAACUGCUGACUUGAUAUUUCUUUAUAAAUACUGUAAUUUUUCUAUACGAUUUCGAACUAUCAUGAUAGUAACUACGCCAGAAUUUUACUAAGCCACUUUGAAUUGAUCUGAUUAAUUGUUGUGAAUAAUUUUAGAUCAAAGAUAGAAAUAACUAUUGUUUAUUAAUAUAUACGAUAAUGUACUUCCGUGAAUUGAUUGAUUUAUCUAUCUAUAAUCUCUUAAGGUAGAUUUACAUAAUAUACUACGAACAAUUUAUCAAGGAAUUGUAACCACUAUUGUUUUUAUACUAGUUAUAAUAUGUAUGUUCAUGGUGUUAUGCAAGUAAAACUGCAAAUUCCCAAAGUGAUAUUAUAUGUUGGUAAUUUUGUAAAUAAAAGCUUCAAUAUUUUA
Molecule: messenger RNA, 7142 nt
Organism: Maniola jurtina (meadow brown)
Lineage: Eukaryota; Metazoa; Arthropoda; Insecta; Lepidoptera; Nymphalidae
Gene: Tmtc2
Product: protein O-mannosyl-transferase TMTC2-like
Exons: 11
Coding region: 325-3237 (970 amino acids)
Biological process (GO): protein O-linked glycosylation via mannose
Cellular component (GO): endoplasmic reticulum membrane
Molecular function (GO): protein binding; mannosyltransferase activity
Source: RefSeq, a predicted model, not a curated record